UAGCUGCACGCCUUGCAAGAUGAAGCCAAACAGCAGCGGCGGCAGCGGCCAGGUCGUCGUCCGAAGAACCGCGUCCGCGACCGGCCUGCUCUUCGUCCUGCUGCUCGUCGCCUUCACCGCGACCAACUACUCCUCGCUCAGCACCAACCGGCUCAUCGACGCCGCGUCGUCGCGUGUGAAGACGGCGGCGUGCGACGUCUCGAGUGGGGAGUGGGUGCCCGACCCGGCCGCGCCCUACUACACCAACGCGACGUGCCCGUUCAUCGACAGCCGCCAGGACUGCAUGAAGUACGGCAAGCCGGAGCUCGGCUCCAUCCUCCGGUGGCGGUGGCAGCCCCACGGCUGCGACCUCCCGCGCUUCGACCCGGCCGCUUUCCUCCGCCUCGUGCGCCACAAGUCCAUGGCCUUCGUCGGCGACUCCGUCGCGCGCAACCACAUGCAGUCGCUCAUGUGCCUCCUCUCCACGGUGGAACACCCGCAGGAGAUCGAGCCCAAGGACUGCAUGCACUGCACGCGCAGCUACCACUACCGGGAGCACAACUUCACGGUGACCGUGUUCUGGACGCCGUUCCUGGUGCGGUGGAACUGA
This is a messenger RNA of Setaria italica (foxtail millet), 589 nucleotides long. Its product is annotated as protein trichome birefringence-like 19. Gene Ontology annotation, molecular function: O-acetyltransferase activity. The transcript is spliced from 2 exons. The coding region runs from base 20 to 589 and encodes 189 amino acids. The record is from RefSeq and is a predicted model, not a curated record. Lineage: Eukaryota; Viridiplantae; Streptophyta; Magnoliopsida; Poales; Poaceae. Gene Ontology annotation, cellular component: Golgi apparatus.